Messenger RNA from Argiope bruennichi, 4644 nucleotides. RefSeq names its product bromodomain-containing protein 7-like (gene Brd7-9). Gene Ontology annotation, biological process: regulation of transcription by RNA polymerase II. Lineage: Eukaryota; Metazoa; Arthropoda; Arachnida; Araneae; Araneidae. The transcript has 16 exons. The record is from RefSeq and is a predicted model, not a curated record. Gene Ontology annotation, cellular component: nucleus. Bases 269 to 2629 code for a protein of 786 amino acids.
CCGACUUUCUUGUUUGUAAAUUGUUUUGAAAUGUUUCGAAAGUUUUAAGGAAGUAGAUAUAUUUUGUAAUUUUUAAUGUAUAUCUUUUAUUAAUUUUGUCAUUUAAUAAGAACCCUGUGAUAAUUUUAGUGUAAUAUAUAUUAUUAUUGAAUAAACCUUAACAGUUAAGUUGAUUGGCUUAUUAGAAUUACAAAUGCUACUGAACUUUAAUUUUUGAUGCUUGUUUCUUUUUAACAAACAUAAUUCGUUGUGUAUAGACUAAAUUAUCAUGGGAAGCAAAAAGCACAAAAAGCAUCAUAAAUCGGAGAAGAAGGAAAUAUCAUUAGAUGAUCAAGCUCCAAAACAAAAAUUAUUAUUUAAGAAAGUUGGCAGAUGUAGUGAGUAUGAAAUAUCUUCACCGAGUGCCGAUUCUUCACCUCCAGAUAAUUUAUAUCGGCAAGAGAAACCAUUGAAAUUAGUGCUAAAGGUUGGAGGAAGUGUCCAAUCUCCAGUUCAUGCAUCCAAUUCUAAUUCUUCUUCUUCCCAGAUUCCUCGCAUUCCACAAGAUAUUAAACCUGUGUUUGAAGAGACUAAGAUUGUUGAGAAGAGUUCUAGUCAUUCUCAUGAAAAACAUAAGAAAUCCAAGAAGAAGAAGAAAAAGAAAUCAACUGAUAAAGACAAGGAGCGCCAUGAACGAAAAAGAAAGCAUCAUCACCACCACCACCAUCAUAGAGAACAUUCUCAUGAAAGAAAAGAAAAGCGACGAAAGGAGCAAGAAUCAAGUCGUUUGUUACCAGAAAGUCAUGAUUCUCGGGAUUCUCUUCCAGUUCGUCCAGUUUCUGAACCACAUCCUAUUAUUCCUCUUGAGAAACAAACACGGGAUGUCAGAACUUGUACACUUAAGAAAAAGACUAUGAAGACACCUCUACAGAUUCUUCUUAGUUUCUUGGUGAAAAAAUUACAAGCGAAGGAUCCUAAUGACUUUUUUGCUUGGCCUGUGACAGAUGCUAUUGCUCCUGGAUAUUCUAGUAUUAUAAGCAACCCUAUGGACUUCAGCACUAUUACCAAGAAAAUAGAUGAUAGAGAUUAUAAAUCGUUGUCAGAAUUCAAGAGUGAUAUGAAAUUAAUGUGUGACAAUGCUACUACAUACAAUCGACCAGACACCAUUUACUAUAAAUCAGCUCGGCGACUAUGGCAUGCUACCAUGAAAUUGAUGCAUCGGGAACAACUGGUAAGCUUGAAACGCAGUUUUCCAUAUAUGCUGGAUCUAAGCGUCGAAGAGUUGGGUUUCAAUAUUAAUGAUGAAAGUGAAGAGUCACUACCUGGCACUGAGACAUCUACUGAACCUGGUGUUAUUCCACAACCUGAAGCAAAGAAAUCAAAAGUUCCACCAUGCUGGAGUUCUGCUGAACCUGAUGAAGAUGAUGACGACAUGAGCCCUGAAGAAAUCUUGCAAAUUGCUCAAAAAGCAGCAAAGGCGGCUGCUGACCGCUUAACCUUGAAAAAACCAAAUACUAAGAUUGGAUUCUUGCGUCAAAGUGAUAAUGGCACUACAACUUUGGCAAUAAUACAUCCUAAAGCAGGUGACAAAGAUGUGAAAGUUAAUCUUGAAAUGCUUGCAGGGAAGGUAACCCAAGGCACUGGUACAAUAGCUGGCUUCAAAGAAGACCCUAAAAACUUUGUUAAACCAAUUCAGUAUAAUAAUUAUGGAUCCUACAGCUCUUAUGCUCCCCAUUAUGAUUCCACAUUUUCCAAUUUAAGUAAAGAAGAUACUGAUCUUGUACUUGCUACUUACGGAGAUGAAACGGGAGUGCAAUAUGCGGAAAGUCUUUUGAGUUUUGUUAAAGACAAUGAUUACAUGAUUCAUAUGGUUGAUGAGAUGCUGGAUAGCUUAACAAAUGGAGAACAUUCUAGAACAACUAAGGUAUUGGAAGAAAGACGAGCCAUGCGUGAAGAAGAAACUCAGGCAAGGAAGGCUUUGAAACCUUUAAAUGAGAAUGAAAUAAAUAAAUCCUCUCCUCCUCCACCACUUCAACCAGAACAGAUGAACUCUUUUGAUGAUAUAGAUAUGGAAUUGUCAUGCUUAGAAAAUACUGAUAAUGAAAACAAAAAGAUUGAAAAUGAAGAAAAGAACUCAUUGGAGAAAAGAAAAGAAAUCCUUUACAAAAGAAGAACAUUCCAGAUGAAACUGGAUAACACAACACAGAUGCUGAAUGAGCUUAAGAAAGCCCAGAACGAACGACUCAGCUCUAAUCCUCCUCCUCACUUGGCACUCAUCAGACCACCAUCCACAAUAGAGAAUGAAUUAGCUGAAAAGGUUAGCAAGAAGCUGCUGGAUGUGACUUCACAGUUGCCACCAGAAAGUGUUGUCAGUGUGAAAGGUUUACGGAAGGCUAUGGGAAUUACAUAUCAACCAACCUCAGUGGUUACAUCAUCUACAAUUCUUAAAAAUCCUAAGAAAGCGGUUCCUGUAGACAUUGAUUCAGAACCAAUGGAUACUUCUUUGUCAAGAGAUGAUAGCAUUCAAUCUCCUUCCGAUAUCUCUAGUGAUUCCAGAAUUCAUCAUCAUCAAGAAAUGGACACAGAGCUUCGUGAAUUUUUGGCAACUGGUCAAGGUCUCAGAGUGUGUUCAUCUCCAUCUGAAGCAUGAAAUUUUGGUAACAAAAUUUACCAUUGGCCAAAGGGAGAUUUAUUUGUCUAGAAUUGAGCAUCAAUAAUCCAGUGCCAUCCUUAUGUUUCUUUCUUUGUGAAUGUACCUUUUUGAACAUGUUUAUGAUAAAUAUAUUUAAUUGCACCUUUGAUUAAAUUAUUUAUUAAGUAAAAUGCCAUAGUUAAAACCUAUAGUUUUAAUCCAUAUAGUAUAUUCUGUUGGUCCAUUCAUUUUCUAAAUGAUUAUCCACUUUUUAUUAUUUUCAUGAAAUGGAACUUCAUGUAUACACAGAGAUGAACUGUAUAGAUAUCUCAUAAAUUUCAUAGGUUUAAAAAAUAAAAAUGUUGAUCAAUUUAAAAACAGUUAAUCAUAUGACAUAAUUUAGAUCAAGUUUUUUUUUUUUUUUCUUUUUUCUUUUGGCAUUUAUGAUACCUUUUAGAAUAGAGGAGAGGAAAAGCUUUCAUGAACAACUUUCUUUCUCAACUCAAAAAUUGGAAAAUGAAUCUAUCUAUUGAGCAUUGAUUAAUGCAGAUUAAAAAGAAAUUGUUGUUUUGAAAGUUCCUGUGAAAAAUUCACAAAAGUGGUAUUUUUCUGAGCAACCUCCAGUUUAAAAAGUGUUGAUGUAAAUAUGUUUCUAAAUAUAUUUUUCAUAAUUAUUUGUUGAAAAUAAUUACUUUUGCCUUAUUUUGUUUAUUAAUAGUAUUAGUCGCUUGUUAGAAAAGAUUAAAUUUCUUUAUAAAUGUAUGUUUUAAUCUUACUAACAGCAAGCUACAUUAUAAAAAAAAUUUACAAAAUUUUGUUAGAAGAUGGUGAGAUUCUCUUAUUAGUAAAUUACAUGUUGAAGUCAAAUGUGUUUGCUUAAAGCCCAUAUUUGAGUUGACUAACUCCGAUGGUGUGAAGUAAAAACCUAUUUUUAAAAUUGCCAAUAAAACUUUUUAUUCCAGGUACUAGUAUUAUUCCUUGGUUAACAAUGAUGUCUUUGCAAAUUUUGAGAAAAAAUAUUAUGCCCUUAGGAAAAAAAAAAAAGUUUCAGUUUUUAUUUUGAUGAUUUUUGAGCAACACUGUUUUUAUGAUUAGUUUAAUCCUAUAUUAGUGGAAAUCAGUGAUUAAUCUUAAAGUGCACUGUACAGUCACAUCAUCAGAUCCUUGAAAUGUCACCUACUAUUAAACUAUUUGCUGUGAAGAAGAAUUAAGUUUCUAUUUUGUGGGGUUGCAGUUAAAAUUUUACAGAUUGCUACAUUUGGUAAGUUAUUGCUCGAAAAGAAUUAAAUCUUACUGUACUGUUUAUCUAUUAUACAUUCUUAAUAAUAGAGGUUUAAGGAAAUGGCAUAAAUUUUUCUGAGAACUUUUCUGUAAUUUUUGAAUGCAGGUAGUGAAUGUUGAAUUACAUCACUAUUUGAGGAAACUCAAAAUAUCUAUGUUAGUAAAAUUUCUACUUGGUUAGUAAUUCUUGUGGUGCAAGACCUUAACCUGUCAAUAAACAAUGUCAGAUUCACAAAAUUGUUUUUAUAUUAAAAUAUUGAUAAACAGCCAAUUUACUGUGAUGUAUUUUUUAUUUAUUAUAUUUUUAACCUAUUAGUUUUCUUUGAAAUGAUGGUCUCUGUAUAUAUUUUGUAAUUGAUAUUGUUCUGGACAAUCCACAUAAUAAAUGGUAUUUUGUUUUAUUUACUAAUAAUUUUUGUGUUCUAUCUGUCAGAACUUUUAGACAACAAAUGUGAUGAAACUAAAUAGGAUUGAUGUGUCAUCAUUUAUGUUCUACUUGAGAGCCUACUUAUGCUCUACUUAAUGCUUUUGAUCUAUGGUAAUCAAUGAGUCUGAAUUCUUAUUUGAAAUAGAUCAUUAUUCAUUUUUAAAAAUUAUUAUAUUAUCCUUUUCAUACAAGUCUUUAGUUUUUCGAAUUUGCAAAUAUGAUUGCAAGUUUAUUCAAUAUUUAGAUGAAUAUACUAACUUGAUUUUUUCAAAACUUUUCUCUUGAAUCUAAUUACAUUGAGAAUCAAGUAGAAGCUUCAUAUUCA